UCCUUAGAAAGCAUGACAUCACAGCACACAACGCACAUAACAGCAGCCACGUCCUAACUGGAACCAGACUCUUCACUCUACAAUCAUAGAAUACAUGACAGUACUAAAGACCAUGACGCGAAUAUUCAUCACCGGCUCCAGCGAUGGCAUCGGCCAAGCCGCCGCAAAGCUCCUCGCCGACCAGGGCCACUCAGUGGUCCUGCACGCCCGCAACGCAGACCGCGCAGCCUCAGCACACAAGGCCGUCCCCAAAGCCGAAGCCGUGCUAGUCGGUGACCUCAGCUCGAUAGCCGAGACAAAGAAGCUCGCAGACGAAGCCAACAAACUAGCACCCGAGCCCUUCGACACGGUCAUCCACAACGCCGGGAUCGGAUACGGCGGGACCUCGAGCACGGAGAUCACGGCUGAUAAAAUCUCUGCCGUGUUUGCGGUCAACACACUCGCGCCGUAUAUCCUGACCUGCAAGAUGAAGCGGCCGACCGAGAGACUCCUGUAUAUGAGCUCGGACAGCCACUAUGGCGGAGACGAGAGCCUGCGCAACGCAACGCAAUCACACUCGUACGGGAACAGCAAACUGCAUGACGUGAUGCUGGCGAAUGCAUUCGCGCGGCGCUGGGGCGAUGACAUCCAGAUUGUCAGUAUGCAUCCGGGCUGGGUGCGGACGAAGAUGGGCGGCAGUAUGGCGCCUGGGGGGAUGGACAAGCCGGCAAAGGCAUUGGCGGAAUGGGCAGCGGGACAGGGGAGUCUGGCGAAGCUCAAGAGUGGGACGUUCUUCACGACGAGGGGCGAGGAGUCAGCGCAUCCGGGGGCAGCGAAUGUGAAGAAGCAGGAGGAGUUGCUGGGGAUUUGCAAGGAGGUAUCAGGGGUAGACAUUCCAGAGUAAUACGCGAUACGACAUUGCACUGCAGAGAUAGGAUAAUAGACACUGCAUCGUCACACGCUAGGAUAACUAUUAAUCAAUAGUUUAAUUCUGAAAGAAGCGGUGGUCUGUCCACCGGAAGUUUGGUUGCCGUUCUGAUCGACGCGAGUCUAUUGAUGUUAGUGCGCCACAUCCAGGAACAGACAGAACCAAAAAAUAGGGUGGACAGAACCGAAUGAACCGAGGGCGUAUCCGUGAUUAUCGGAUCGGAUCGAUUUAAAGUUGGAACUGGAGGGGUAGGGAAGACCCGCCGAGGCAGAGACACAUCGUGGGAGAAUGGAUAUCAACUGGCAUUAAAUAGUCAUUAGUCGUUAUGGCCACCAGCUGUGCA
Molecule: messenger RNA, 1250 nt
Organism: Aspergillus versicolor CBS 583.65
Lineage: Eukaryota; Fungi; Ascomycota; Eurotiomycetes; Eurotiales; Aspergillaceae
Exons: 1
Coding region: 113-883 (256 amino acids)
Source: RefSeq, a predicted model, not a curated record